Molecule: messenger RNA, 840 nt
Organism: Prunus dulcis (almond)
Lineage: Eukaryota; Viridiplantae; Streptophyta; Magnoliopsida; Rosales; Rosaceae
Exons: 1
Coding region: 1-840 (279 amino acids)
Molecular function (GO): zinc ion binding; nucleic acid binding
Source: RefSeq, a predicted model, not a curated record
AUGAAAGCCUCAUUUCACUUGAAGCAACGGGAUCCGAUAUUGGGGUAUUUUAUAAGGGCAGCGAAGUCUUAUCGUCUAGCGGAGUUCAAUCGUCACUUCUCGAUGAUAAACAAUGAGCGAGGGCGAAAUUAUCUACUACGUGCAGGCGUUCAGAAGUGGUCACGGGCCCACUGUGAUGGACGACGCUAUAAUGUGAUGACAACGAAUAUUGUGGAGUCCAUUAAUUCAGUUCUUCGUUUUGCAAGGAUGCUUCCGGUCCUACACUUGAUCGAUGAAAUCACAAAUUUACUUCUCACUUGGUUUAGUGAACGUCGAGAUUUAGCAAUGAAAUGUCAUUCUACAUUGUGCCCUGAUUUGGGUGAACAGAAGUUAAGGAAGAGGUUAGACGCUGCGUCAAGGAUGAAUGUGGUCAAAAUCAAUGAUGUUGAGUAUAAUGUUCUGGAUGGUGAUUUGAACGGUCUGGUGCACUUGGCAAACCGUAGUUGUACGUGCAGGAAGUUUGACUUGGAGCAACUCCCGCGCAAGCAUGCUAUUGCGGUAUGUCGGCACUUGAAUUUGAACCCCUACUCCUUUGCCUCUUCUUAUUAUACACGAGCUACAUGGGCAGCUGCAUAUGCUGAAUCUAUUUAUCCUGUACAACCUAAAGGCACAUGGGUUAUUCCCGAACAUUUGAACAAUGUCAAAAUCCUUCCUCCUGUUUGUAAGGUUAUGCCGGGCCGGCGCAAAAUGCAAAGAGUACCUUCCAAAGGAGAGGACUCCCGGCAAAAAAAAUGCUCAAGGUGUGGUGUGAAGGGCCACUACCGAAAUACAUGCAAACAAUCUGUCCCUCUCAAGAACUGA